Messenger RNA from Neurospora tetraspora, 1342 nucleotides. RefSeq lists its product as uncharacterized. The record is from RefSeq and is a predicted model, not a curated record. The transcript has a single exon. The coding region runs from base 201 to 1016 and encodes 271 amino acids. NCBI's taxonomy places the organism in Eukaryota, Fungi, Ascomycota, Sordariomycetes, Sordariales, Sordariaceae.
AUCCCAAAUGCUUGUUACACGACAGUUAGCCCUCCCCAAGAGCCUUGAAAUGCAGAGUAGUCACAACCUCCUCUAACCUACCUAAAGUGUAGUAGUUCCAUCGACGACUUGAGUAUCCCAAGAGUGUUAUAAAGACUGACGACUAACUACCACAGAACACAAACACAAACCUCAAACCUCGAACCCCAGCCACCGCCAUCAUGUGCUACGUCCUCUAUCAAAACGAGUAUACCUUCGUCUGCGGCCACAGCAUGCGCCACCUCAAAUCAGCUCGUCAACGAAGCGCCUGUCUAUACAACAACUGCUCUGCCGUAGAGUUUCAGACUUCUGUUCACGGGACUCCUUUUUCUUACCCUUGCCAACGAUGCAUCACUGAGGGAAGGUACGUGGCCAAUCCGGCCGCUGCGCCGGAAUACCGGACUGGCUGGAUCCCGCAAAUCGGCGCUCAACAGGGUCAGGACCAGGUGCAGAGACCUGCUCUAGAGCGGGAGGAUGUACCGGUGCAGCAAGCAGUACCAGUACCAGUACAGCACCAGCAAGCACCAGCACCAGUACCAGUACAACAUCAGCCAGCACCAGCGUCAGUACCUGCCCCUGCAGAGCAGGUGGUAAGCGUCAAGGAUGAGGCAGAGGAAGAAGUAGAAGGGGAACCAAAGAGGGACCUCAAAGAAGAUAUAAGGGACGACGUGCGGGUGAUACUGGAAGAGGAGAUAAAGGCCCUGAUGGGAGAAGAGGUGCAUCAGAACAUAAUAGAAGAAAUAAAAGAGAAGGUAAAGGGGAACGUCAUGAAGAAACUGAGAGAGGUACUCGUAAGGGAGGCGGAGAAGAUUUGGAACAAGGCUGGAGAGAUCUUGGAGGAGGAUGUGGCGAAGGUGGUGGAAAAGGUGAAAGAGGAGGUUAAGGAGGAGGAUGUUAUGGAGGUGGUAGAGAAGGUGGAAGAGGAGGCUGAAGAGGAGGUUAAAAAGGAGGUGGAGGAGGAGGAGGAGGAGGUCAAAGUGAAGGUUGAGUCAGAGUAGCGGCGCCCUUUAGAUCAGUCUGGUUAACUACCGGGGAGCGGCAGCGAGAAUGAGAUAGCUGGGCCGACGUGUUGUUGCUAAAGAGUGGCGGAGAGCCCGAAGUGAAUAUGAUGCGACACCAUCCUCGAGACGAUUAAAUUCUGUGCAUUGGUGUUAGCGACGUAACAGGUGCUGGACUUGUCGCUAUAAAUGGCGAUUAAUUAACCGGAGACAUGUUUUCGAUCGUGCAAUAGCUGCGAGAAAAUGCCAUGGAGCCUGUGUAUGACAUUGAAGUUGGCAUUUGUGAAGCGAAGAAAAGAAGUAAAGGAUGCAUGAUGUAGCCCGAG